AAAAAAUGGAUCUUAAGAUUAAUUAUUAACUCCAGAUUAAAUCAAAUAAAGAAUUAAUUUCACAACGUUUAAUUGUAGAUGGGGUGUUCACUCAACAAGGAGCCAACAAGUAGUAACAUCUGCUCUAACUCUACUAUGGAGUAACUAACUCUACUUUUGAGUACCUAACUCUACUUUUGAGUACCUAACUCUACUAUUGAGGCACUGCAUGGGACGAACCGGGACAAAAUGUUAAGAAGAAAAGAGGAAAAGAUAAUCACCUAUCUGGAGGAGGUAGACUCGUCUUCUGCUGACGAGGAAUUCAACAGUAAUGAUUUAAGAAAUGAAUUAACCACCAGAGGGUUCGAGGAUGAAAUUGAAAGGAGAAAGUUAAAAUGGUGGGAGUUCCUACUCUACAAGAAAGAGAUGAGAAUAUUCUACCUUGUCCUGCUCUGCUUUGGACUCGUUAUUGGUGUUCCAUCUAUUAUGGAAUACACAGGAUAUAUUUCUGCUCAGGACUCUAACUCUAAAUAUUCUGGAACUUGUGGCGUCAAGGAUUCCUUCAGAGUAGAUUGUCUUCCUGAUAUAAACAUAUUCUCAGUUGAAGUUUGUGAGUCCCGAGGAUGCUGCGUAGACAGAGAUGAGAAUAAUGUUUUCUACUGCUAUCACAGGUUACCGUCUCCGGUGAGUAUGACCUACAAGAGUUAUUCUCCAGAUGGUAGUUCAGGAGUUCUCACAGGACAAGGAUAUACUGGGAAUAAAACAGACGCUGACUACAAGGUAACGUCUGAUCAUGAAGGUCAUGUCAUGUUUGAAGUUGGAUCCGUCCUGUCUCCGGGUUUGACCGGAAAUGAAGAUUCUCCUGACCCUAUGGUUACAACAGUAUCAUGUCCAGGAGGGAAUUGUGUACCUGGAACAAUUAUGACCAUUGAUGUUGGGUAUCAUUCAGAGACGUAUACAGGGGGAGGGCCGAUGGGGCUUAGUCCCCCCUUAGGGGGGUUUCAGAUUCCAACGGGCACUGAGACGCCCCCUGGAAAAAAAAUAAUAAGCCCUCUGGCCAUGGAAAAAUUCCUGUAUACGCCCCUGGGCUAUUAUUAACUUUUAAACCUACAUAUUUUAUAUGCAU
Molecule: messenger RNA, 1105 nt
Organism: Eurytemora carolleeae
Lineage: Eukaryota; Metazoa; Arthropoda; Copepoda; Calanoida; Temoridae
Exons: 10
Coding region: 229-1077 (282 amino acids)
Source: RefSeq, a predicted model, not a curated record